Molecule: messenger RNA, 2622 nt
Organism: Glossina fuscipes
Lineage: Eukaryota; Metazoa; Arthropoda; Insecta; Diptera; Glossinidae
Gene: Abd-B
Product: homeobox protein abdominal-B
Exons: 7
Coding region: 936-2201 (421 amino acids)
Biological process (GO): regulation of transcription by RNA polymerase II
Cellular component (GO): nucleus
Molecular function (GO): RNA polymerase II cis-regulatory region sequence-specific DNA binding; DNA-binding transcription factor activity, RNA polymerase II-specific
Source: RefSeq, a predicted model, not a curated record
AUUUUCUACAAACAAAAAUUGUAAUUAUUUUUCUUGUUAUAUUUUUUAUGAAUCUUAAAUAACAUUACGCAUAAGCAAAUAAAUUCGCUUAAGAAUUAAUUAAAUUGUUUUUUGCGUAAAUUCAACAUCAAGUUCAUUACACAUAAUGGCCAUAUUAUCGAUAUCUUAAUGAGACGUGAACGUAAGCGUGUUGUCUUAUAUUGUUGUGUGUGUUUUUUUUUUUUAAAUAUGAGUGCAAUGUUUUUAGUUGGAAUUGAAUCUAAGAAGAUGCUUUGGGUGCAGAAAAUGCUUAAUUAAAGUAAAUUAUAAUUCAUGUGAGAACGUAUGUGAAAGCAACAAAUAAAUAAACAAAUUUCCUUACAACCUUCGAUUCUAUGGAUUUAUUUGUGAACUAAUUAAUUUCGAAAGAUGAAAUAAGCAUAGCGAGGGAUGCGUGUGUGAUGUUUUACAUACUUCAUCAGUAAACCAGAGUUCUCAAGUUGAAUUAUUAAACAACAAAACCCUUUCAACUUCCCGUUGGGUCGCACGCCGCUGCCGGGGCUUGGUGGGGGCCACAUCAUCACGCAACUACUGCACUUCCUUCGGCAACAACUGCAACUGCCCUCAAUCAUCAUCAUCAUCACCAUCAUACUCAACAUAACCAUCAACAUACGGCAACUGCGACAAUCCAUAAUCAAUUGCAACAUACGGCCCAUCAUACCCACCCGCCACCUCACUUGCCCGCUCAUUUGCAUGCUACUCAUCCUCAUCAUACGCAACAUUUACAACAACAACCACAUCAUCACCUGCAACAACAUAACGCUGCUUCGAUCGGUUUGGGGACUGCGAAUCUAUCAUCGACUACAACGUUGCUGGGUGCGGAUGCAACGAUUCAACAACAACAACAACAAUCGACUACACAAUCUAACACACAUUCCACGCCUACACAUGCGGUUAUGUAUGAAGAUCCCCCUGCUGCCGUGUCUGUAGUUCAGCAGCAACAGCAACAGCAACAGCAACAGCAUCAACAACAUCAUCUUCCUCAAACACAACAAACAGCAAACCAACAGCAACAGUCGCAACAUAGCAAUAUCGCUACGACGCCAGUGAGUGGUUUAAGUCCUUCGCAAACAUCGACCGGACCUGCAACACAAACUCAACAACAACAACAACAACAACAGCAGCAACAACAACACAUAACAUCACCUCAUCAUCAGCAACAAGCAUCACAAUCGAAUUCAGUAUCCUCAGCAGCAACUUCAAGUAUUCAACAGCAACAACAACAACAACAACAGCAGCAAAAUACAGCAGUGGCGUCCAGCCAGCCACAAAUUGUUGCGCCGACUGCGGCGAGUGUUUCCCCUUCCAGUGUUAGCUCCCAGCCUCCAGAUAUGUCCCUCUCGCUAGCCCACCAAUUGCAUAUACCUGCGGCGAUAAGGCCAGGAUUUGAAACUGAAGCCAGUGCGGCCGUAAAACGGCAUCCACAUCCUUGGCCUUAUGAAAGUGAUGGCUUCAGUUCAGCCCAAUACCAUCAUGCAUCUCAAUACUACUUAGAUAGAGAACGUAAGCCCGGAUUUUACGGUUAUCCAGAAACGCCGCAGUUCCAGCCCUAUUGGAACUACCGCGAACAACCUAUAUCGGCUGCAGCUGCCGCCUACAUGAGUGCUAGCGAUGAUAGACAUGCCAGUGUCAGUGCUGUUGCAGCGGCCAGACAAUCGGUGGAGGGUACUUCUCAGUCAAGUUAUGAAACGCCAACGUAUUCGUCUCCCGGAGGUUUACGAGCGUAUCCAAGUGAUGCAUAUGCGAGUACAGGUGGUCUUGCGGUGGGUGCUGUUGGUUCUUGUACGCCUACCAAUCCCAAUCCCGUUCACGAAUGGACCGUGAAUGGACCAGUUUCGGCGCGAAAGAAACGUAAGCCAUAUUCGAAAUUUCAAACUUUGGAAUUGGAAAAAGAAUUUCUCUACAAUGCCUACGUAUCGAAGCAAAAACGCUGGGAAUUAGCAAGAAAUUUAAAUCUAAGUGAAAGACAAGUGAAAAUCUGGUUUCAGAAUCGACGUAUGAAAAAUAAAAAAAAUUCACAACGUCAAGCCAAUCAACAAAAUAAUAACAAUAGUACGAAUAGUAAUCAUAAUCAUGGACAAGCGGCGCAACAGCAUCAUAAUAAUCAUCAUUUAGGUUUGGGUUUGAGUAUGGGACACCAUGCAAGUAAAAUGCAUCAGUGACCUUUGGAUAACAGCAGUGCUGGCGCCAUGUCCUUUCCAGGUUACUAACAAUUAGCGAAUAUCAAAACUGAAACAUUAACGGAAUAUUAGCAAAGGCAACAAAACAACAACUACAACAACUAACAUAACCAAGUCAGUUAGACGAAGCGAAGAAAAAUAAAUAAACUACGACUCGCUUGCAUGAACCUGAGUUUACGAUUAAUAAAGCGUCAGUCAAAUAUUGCUGUUUUGGAUUAACAGAAAUUACACACACACACGAAAAAAAGAAGAAAAAAAAAAAAAUGAAAAGAAAAAACAAAAUAACGCGCAGUAUCCAAUUUAUAGCAAGUAUACAUACAUACAUUACAUACAUUACAUAGAUGCAUUAUUAGUAGAAAAUGGUUCAAGUUUUUUAAAAGGGAUAUAAUUUUUCUUUAUAUAU